Molecule: messenger RNA, 318 nt
Organism: Saccoglossus kowalevskii
Lineage: Eukaryota; Metazoa; Hemichordata; Enteropneusta; Harrimaniidae
Product: dnaJ homolog subfamily C member 11-like
Biological process (GO): cristae formation
Source: RefSeq, a predicted model, not a curated record
AUAUCACGUCAUAGUAGACUUGGUGCUACUAUGAGUAUAGGUAUACCAUUAGGAAUUACUCUUAAAAUUAAAUUAAAUCGAGGAAACCAGACGUAUAGUUUUCCUGUGCACUUAUCAGAUGAAAUAAAUCCUGUAGCUAUAUUCUAUGGAACCAUUGUACCAAUCACAGCAUUUGUACUUGUCAAGGCAUUCAUAGUCACACCAUACCUUAAACGACAGAAGGAAAAAGAUGCCGAGAAACAAAGGGAAAGUCAGAAAGAAAGACAAACACAGAGAAAACGAGAAGCUGAGACAGAGGUAAGAUAAUACAAGUGAUAU